Perognathus longimembris pacificus (Pacific pocket mouse) is the source of this 2899-nucleotide messenger RNA. RefSeq names its product lysine demethylase 4D (gene Kdm4d). The record is from RefSeq and is a predicted model, not a curated record. Gene Ontology annotation, biological process: chromatin remodeling. Gene Ontology annotation, molecular function: histone H3K9 demethylase activity. NCBI's taxonomy places the organism in Eukaryota, Metazoa, Chordata, Mammalia, Rodentia, Heteromyidae. Gene Ontology annotation, cellular component: nucleus.
CCACGGGGGCUUGACGGAGCUAGUGCAGAGGCAGCAACCAAUGCGAAGACGCCUCGGUGGCGCGUGUCGUGACGUCACGACAGGCGGGGCCUCGGCCGCCGGGGGCGGGAGUUUGAAAUCAGAGCCGCGGAGGCGGCCCGGGGGCCGCUUCACGCCUUGGGCGGCGCGUUACUUCAUGUGUUUCCCCGCCCCCCCCGCCCGACCCCGGCCGGCCCCGACCUUCCCCGACGCCCUCGCCCGGCGCUGCGUGGACGGGAGCCCGGGCCAGCGGGAGCGAGCGGGCGGGUCGCGCCGGGCGACGGAGGUCCCGGGCUGCUCGCCGGGGUUCGCCUGGGCCAGCGGAGAGGACCGAGGAGCCUGAGCAGGCUUUGUUUUAAACCCUGCCUGAAAAUACAUUCUGCUUUUCUGAAUCAUAUACAGAUCUGAAUAGUUCAGCAGCUUUCAAGAGGACACAGCCAGGGGGGUCCAUUUGAGGAGCCUAAUAGAAACUCAGGGUGAGACACUAUUAGUUUCUGGGCUUUCCAGAGUGGAUUCCUCUUGGUUGGGCAACAAUCCAGAGAAAGUAUUGCUAUCUUCUUGCACUGAGGUUGGGGGGGGUCGUGGAUCUCUCAUUCUCAUACCAAAAAAAAUACAUUUUUGAAAAAUAUAUUCCUGUAUCCUCAACUAUUUAGAAUACAUCUAAACAUUGAGAGUCUGCUGCUUAUUAAAUUAAAAUUAUGAAGUCUAAAACCAACUGUGCUCAUAAUCCAACUUGCAGCAUAAUGAUUUUUCGUCCAACCAAAGAAGAGUUUAACAAUGAUUUUGAUCAAUACAUUGCUUACAUGGAAUCCCAGGGUACACAUCGGGCCGGGCUGGCCAAGGUGAUCCCCCCGAAAGAGUGGACGGUCAGGCACUCCUCCUAGCGCCUCCUGAUCGCCUCACCCCUGCAGCAUGUGGUUUCCGGCGGGGCAGGUGUCUUUACCCAGUACCAUAGGAGGAAGAAGGCCAUGACAGUGGAGCAGCACCCGCUGGCCAGCAGCAACAAAUACCGCACCCCCCCACACCUGAACUUUGAAGAUCUGGAACGAAAGUACUGGAAGCAUCGCCUGUAUGAUUCACCGCCAAUUUAUGGCGCAGAUGUGAGUGGCUCCCUAUUUGAUGAGGGCACGAAGGAGUGGAACCUGGGCCACCUGGGGACCAUCCAGGACCUGCUAGAGCAGGAGUGUGGUGUGGUGAUUGAGAGGGUGAACACACCCUACCUGUACUUUGGUAUGUGGAAGUCUACCUUCGCCUGGCACACAGAGGACAUGGACCUGUACAGCAUCAACUACAUGCACUUCGGGGCCCCCAAGACAUGGUAUGCAGUGCCCCCCCCCCCCCCCCCCCCCGCACAGGGGCAGCUCCUGGAGUGCCUGGCCUGAGAACUCUUUCCCCGCAGCGUCCAGGGCUGCGAGGCCUUCCUCCGGCACAAGCUAGCCCUGAUCUCGCCCCACUUGCUCCGGGAGAAAGGCAUCCCCUUCGGCCGCAUGACCCAGGAGGCCGGGGAGUUCAUGGUCACCUUUCCCUACGGGUACCACGUGGGCUUCAACCACGGCUUCAACUCGGCCGAGGCCAUCAACUUCGCCACUCUGCGGUGGAUCGACUAUGGCAAAGCAGCCUCACAGUGCAGCUGUGGGGAGGCCAGGGUCAGCUUCUCCAUGGACGCCUCUGUGCGCAUCCUGCAGCCAGAGCGGUACAAGCGGUGGAAACAUGGGAAAGACCGGGCCCUGGUGGACCACAGGGAGCCCACAGGGCCGUUGCUGACCUUCGGGCCAGCGCUAACCCCCAGGCCACAGGUGAUGCCUAGGAGGGAUGUCCAUGUCUCCAAAAAAGCUUCUCUGGGACACAGGCAUCUUCCCCUAGGCUGGACGCCGCAUCCCACUUUGCCUCUGGCCACAGACACUGGAAGCUGUUGCAAAAGCCAGGUGCGCCAGGUGACUGGCAGAGUGUCAGCUUCCAGAGGGUCCGCCCACCUCUCCCAGAAGCGUGGCCGAGCCCCUCUGCCAUCCUUAGCCCCAUCUUUCCCUGAUCUCCAGGGAUCACAGGGCCUAAGGGUCCAGCCAAAAGGCGUUUGGGCAAAGUGAGCCCAACUAUAGACCCAGAGCUUGCCUCUCUGCCCGGGCCUGGAGUGUUAAUGGUCAAACCUGUUUCCUUGAGUCCCGGGCCACAGCCCCCUGCCAUGGCUUCCAGAUGCUGCCUGGCCUCUGGCCCCUAAGCCAAGGGACUGCCUCUGUAGGAGCUCACUGAGGCUGGCCAUGGGUCCAUAGCACUGGCUGCUCUGGGAACCCGCUGGCCAUGCAUGGGAGAGCUCCUCCUGUUGGAGCCCCAGGAAGCUGCUGAUCCCUUGGUGGUUACUAAGGUCACCAUGCUUCUUCCCAGAUUUUGUAAUGACUUUGGUAACUUUCCCCCAUGGAGCACUUUCUUGUCCCUCAGAGCUAGGGGCUGCUGAGACUAUCCAGACCUGGUCUCCCACAGCAUCCCUCCCUCCAAGAGAGGUACUGAGGAAUGCUGCUGCGUUUGGGCUCUCCUUCAGUUUCCCUCCUCCAUUCUGUACCCUCACCUGUAAUACAGAUGAGGCACUUUUCACCAAAUAGGUCAGUGUAGUCAGAGAAAUACAUGACCUUUCUAGCCGCUGAUGUAUUUAAAAUGUGUUGUCCCAUACUUGUUCACAACUAUAUUGAAGUUAUGUAACCAAAAUGUUAAGAUGUGUCUUUCUAACACUAUUUUCAAAUAAGGAGGAGGAGGAAGGCAGAUGUCAUUUUUUAGGCAAUGUAUUAACUUUUUCUUUAGGCCAUUUGCAUUCUAUGGUGAGAUGAGUGAGUUUGGGGGUGCGCUAGCUAUCUAGCUGGCUGGGAUAGGCUUGUCCUGUCCCCUGAGGGUC